Zophobas morio is the source of this 1239-nucleotide messenger RNA. Its product is annotated as dihydrolipoyllysine-residue succinyltransferase component of 2-oxoglutarate dehydrogenase complex, mitochondrial-like. Lineage: Eukaryota; Metazoa; Arthropoda; Insecta; Coleoptera; Tenebrionidae. Gene Ontology annotation, cellular component: oxoglutarate dehydrogenase complex; mitochondrion. Gene Ontology annotation, biological process: tricarboxylic acid cycle. The record is from RefSeq and is a predicted model, not a curated record. The coding region runs from base 113 to 1228 and encodes 371 amino acids. The transcript is spliced from 10 exons. Gene Ontology annotation, molecular function: dihydrolipoyllysine-residue succinyltransferase activity.
UGUGUGUGGUGACCUCUUUAAUAGGUCGUUUUUGACUAAAAAAUUAAAAAAUGUAAAAAAUUUUCACAGCUUCUCAAAAGUCUUAAAAGAGGUUACUGUAAAAGUUCCUUUCAUGGAAGAGUCUAUAAAUAAAGGAGACGUGAAAUCUUGGUUAAAAAAAGAAGGGGAUUAUGUUUCAGAGGAUACUUGCGUGGUUACCAUCGAAACGGAUAAGUUGGAAAAAGAAGUUAGAGCGCCAGAAUCUGGAGUCAUAACAAAAGUCCUAGUAGAGGAAGGAGAAACUGUUGCUGUUGGUAAAGAAUUAUGUUUAAUUGAUACUGAAGGCAAAGCUCCUGAGAAUUUGGAGUGUUCCGAAGAAAAGAAAAUAGACGAGCAUAGCAAAAGCACGGCAUCUUCUAAGCACGACUCUAAAAAAACGGAAGAAGACUCUAAAGUCGAUAAUAAAGAACAGCCGAAGUCUGAAUCAAGUCGGAAGAUUGCUCCCCGAUCUUCCCCGACCCCUUCAAAAGAUGACCCUGAAAAGACCAGAAAAGGAGAGACACGUAUAAAAAUGACCCGCAUGCGCGCCCGAAUCGCCGAAAGAUUAAAAGAAUCUCAGAACACGUGCGCGUCGUUAACUACUCUGAAUGAGAUUGACAUGAGUAAAAUCGUUGACAUUCGCAAGCGUUAUAAGGAGCUCUUUAGAGAGCAGCACGGCAUCAAUCUGGGCUUCAUGUCCGCCUUCUUAGCCGCGUCGGUGGCCGCCUUGAAGGAGCAGCCUGUCGUCAAUGCUGUUAUUGAGGGAGCCGACAUUGUCUAUCGGGACUACAUCGAUAUCAGCGUGGCAGUGGCGACUCCAAAAGGGCUGGUCGUCCCUGUCAUUCGUGGCGUCAACGAAUACAAACUGGUAGAUUUUGAGCGGGAAUUAGCAAAACUGGCCGAAAAAGCGCGCAAUGGGAAGCUGGCGAUGGAGGACAUCGUGGGCGGGACUUUCACGGUGUCCAAUGGUGGCGUGUUCGGCAGCUUGAUGGGCACACCGAUCAUAAACUUGCCCCAAUCCGCCAUAUUAGGAAUGCACAGCAUCAAGGAAAGGCCAAUGGCUGUAGACGGAAAGGUGGAAAUUCGGCCAAUGAUGUACGUUGCGCUGACCUAUGACCACCGAUUGAUAGAUGGGCGCGAGGCCGUUACCUUCCUUAGGAAAAUCAAAGAAAUCGUUGAAGAUCCCGUUCGCCUUCUCCUAGGCAUAUAAAUGCAAUAAAA